Messenger RNA from Porites evermanni, 6541 nucleotides. The record is from the annotation of a GenBank genome assembly. Lineage: Eukaryota; Metazoa; Cnidaria; Anthozoa; Scleractinia; Poritidae.
GUUUGCACUAAAGCCCUUCAGCCUGUUUACGUGUCAAGAACAGAUCCAAAUUCAAGAAAAAAGACAAUUUCUGAAAUAAAAAGACGGGCAACUUCUGGUGGAAAGUGGCCACACAUAGUUAUAUUUCCUGAAGGUUAGUAGAUUUAUCUCUGGUGGGAACAAGCAGGUUCUUUCUCUUUCUUCCUGGUCCUGACCUCAGCUGAUUUUCCCAACUCUUUCCAUGAAAGGUCAUGCGUCGUUGGGCUUUGCAUUUAUACCAAAAAAGGGGGUAAAUAACUAAAAAAAAAACAAGAUACAAAUUAAAGAGAAUGUUUUGUUGGAGUUUUUUACUUAUGCAGUUAUGGAGCGGGUUAACUGAAACCUGCUACGGUGUCCCUGUGCAAUUAGCUUUCCAUAAUACUAUGCUAUGAUUCUUUUGCUCAAGAGAUUUGCCCUUUUCUUCUAGGAGGUGGGGCCCCAUUUUUCGAAUUUGCAGAAGGCUCAGCAAUAAGUUAUAAUGAUAAUAAUUUAAUUUAAUUUAGUUUACCUGGUGCUUUAAUUUAUUUCCUCUUGCAGGAUGGCCCAUUAAAGACUGUCUGUCUUUGUGCUUUUUUUAAUUAACAGAUCAUUUUGGCUUUAACUGCUGAAUUUCUCAGUUUGUAACUUACAUUAAAUUUUGCUCUUCUCAGGAACAUGUACAAAUCGAAAAUGUCUGAUCACAUUUAAGCCUGGUUAGUACAAAUAACUUGAAUAUUUGUUGAAACUUAAACUGCUCUGGAGAAUUAUUCUUUUCACUGUGACUAAUGGCCUCUUAUGUAGACAUCCGUAGGGCUUUGUUACACAUUUCUCCUUUACAAGCGCAUAAAUAAAGCCCUCAUAAAAAAAAUCUGCUUUUGAAGACUGUAAAUCUGAUCUUUUACUUGUUAUAUGUGAUUUUGUCCUAAAUCUGUUCAUUGCGUAUCAACCAAUCAGAAAGUUCCUUUUUUUCACCUGUCAACCCAUUGGAAUGCUUUUUCCCUUUAUUUUAUCAUCAAGCCAUGCCCAAAAAUUUUUAGUAUAUUAAAUAGGUAUUAUUUCAUGACCAUUAUUACAUAUGACAUUUCAUUUUUUUCUCUUGGGUCUAUUUUCUCAGGUUAUGUUUUUGUUGUGUCAAUAGGUGCUUUUUACAGUGGCUGUCCUGUUCAACCAGUUGCCCUAAAAUAUCCUAACAGGCUGGUAAGUGAAAAAGUAGUGUAAAGAACUGUAAGGGAGGGUUUAGAUGACACCGGGCAAUUUAACACCGACGCAAGUUCACUUCAGUUACCUCUCAUGGCUCAGUGUAUUUGUUUAUAUGAUACCACCACAAAAUGUCAUGCCCAUGUGAGUCACACAGACGUGAGUUCAUCCCAGUUGUUGUACUGGAGUGAGAAUUUCACUCCUGUAGGAAAUUUUACAACAUUAUCAUGUAAACGUGAAACAACCACUUGUUUUGGUAUGAAAUCGGUCUGCCGAUAGACUGGAAUGGGUUAAAAAAGCACGUGCGUAAUGCGUAAACAGAUUUUGCCACUCCCUAAUAUAAAUUGGCCCUCUGUUAUAUUUUGAUCCCACUGUAUUAAGAAACAGUGAUGACAAUUUCGUCCCAAUUUUGGCAUCUUACUUGCCAGGAAACUGAUGCUCUACAGGUGAAGGAAAUUAUUGAAGAUAAGAAAGUAAAGGAGCUUGCCAUUAGUUAGAACUGGAUUGCCAGAUCAGUCCAGUGGUAAAGAGAAUUCCACUGUUAGUCAGGGCUGUUCGGCCACUGGUUAGUCAAUACCUAAAAUUUGUGCCCAGAAGUUGCAGAUUUUAAUUAAAAUCUAUCAAAAAAAGCCCAUUUCAUUGUUAAAAUGAACAGUCCAACUGACCAAUUAAUUGCCCUAGCUUACACUCAUUUUUCUUAAAUUUUUUGUGGAUGUAGGACACUGUGACAUGGACAUGGUCUGGGCCAAGUGCGUAAGUCAUUAUCUCUGUUUUCAUCCUAGUUUUCAAUGAUCAGAAUUCAACACUUGGGACUUCAGCUUGGGACAGUGAGUCUAAUCAUUUAACAGACAACAUGUUGUAUUGAGCAACAAUUUACAAGUUCCCCUGGGCCUCUGUAUCAAAAUGAGGUUAAGUGCUCAGCCUUUGAUAAGGAAAUGAUUUUUUAUCCGCACGAUUAAAACUCAUUUUCACAGGAAAGGUUGUGCACUUGGCCUCAUUUUGAAAGUGAGGGUUUUUUUAAACUUGAAAGUAGCCUAUUUUGAGUAUAUUUAAUAUGUAAAGGAAAAUUGUUAUUCUUUUGUUUUAGAAUCACCCUUCUGUGGUUGACCUUAUGCCAGUUUCACAACUACAUGGAAAUAGAGGUAUGAUUUUUGCUUGUUAUAUCUUUUGAAAUGAGAAUUCCAUGACUGGUUGCAAGAGUGUUGGUUAGGUUAAUGUUCCAGAUGAUGUUUCUUAGCUCAGUUCAUAUUCUCUCUUUUGUUAUUGACAGAUUCUGCCAGUAUACAAGCCUGAUACUGAGGUACAUCACUGGGAUAUAUUUUAUUCAUCUAGAUAGGCUGCUUAGCAUUCCAGUAACCCUUUAGACCAAGUUAUGAAGGGGCGAUUUGUUACUCAAACUUAAAAAUCUGUGGAGGAAAUCCUGUAAGUACAGUAACCUCUUUAGCAGACAUUUUACAUGGUGCUAUUUAUUUCUAAGGAUUUUACAGAAAGAAAUUUGGAACUUUUGUUAAAACUUGUUGUUUGAAAGAAUUAAUAUUUAUAAAUCUUCUGUCAGAUCUUAUUUAACUAUUGACUUUUAUUAUAGGAAAUGCAUGAUGGCAAGCUAUUUGCAAGAAAUGUGCGAGAACAAGUUGCAAGGUGUAACAUAAUUGUAUUGUGUUAAGUGCUUAGUUCCACCUCAAGCACCUCUAGUCUGCACUGUAAAGCACGUUGAAAGAUGACAUGACUAUGGUCAAAAAACUUUUCUAGGACUAGAGAAGAAAAGAAUCUUUCGCAGCAUUCUCUUCUAGUAGCAACUUUGCCCAACAGCACUGAGAUACACGCCCUCCUCUUCCUUCCCUCCCCUAACAGCAAGUGUAGUUGUCAAAUUGAAUCGCAACAAAUUUUUGGCCAAUUUUGCUCCUUUUUUUAUUCUCGAUGGUGACCAGAAAAAAAACGGCCCAAACAGCGUUUUAAAAAGGAGUCAGUUAAAAGCCAAUAUAAGUAUAAAGUUGGCCUGGCAGUUUUAAAAAAAGUCGUUGUUUCCUUCGUUAUAGAGUUUUACGGGUUCCUGUUACAGAACACACAUAUGAAGACACACGUCUGAUGGUUCAGGCAUCCAAACAAAACUUACCUUCCACAGCUGGCCUGGUGGAGUACCAGAAGAUAAGCUCCAAACUCAGGUAGGCAACACACAACGAUAGCGGUAGCAAUCGACGGCAUAAAAAUUCAAAACAUAUUUCUGAAACGAAAACACGGUGUUUAUUGUCAGACUCCCUAUCCCCCCCUCCCAGUCCAUUUCGAAGAAAUUUACCUCAAUAGGUUGUCUCCCGGGAGCGAGAUUUAUCGCGAACCAGUCACGAAGCUUGCAAUGCCGCAAAAUCAUACUCGUGGCCUGUCAUAAAUGUACAUUGCUUCUAUUUUAUUUACGCGCAUUAAAUGUACGUACGUACGCUCGUAAAAAUUAUGGGACAGUGGAAAUCUACCCUAAUAGACAAAUUUACACGUAGAAAAAAUAUUUCUUGAAGUUGUUCUGAGCAUCAGGUUUUUCUUAUUGUAUCCCGGCCAGUAUCAAACUUGAGAGUAUGAAAGAUCUUCUGGAUAGGUUUGCCGAGAUAGAUAGCAACAGGGAUGGGCUGGUGGAUUUGGAGGAGUUUGCUGAGUACCUUAACUUACCCGUCACGCGCCAGGUUAAACAUCUCUUCUCCCUCUAUGACAGAGUGAGUAUCACACUUAGAAGUUUACAUUGUAAACCAUAACGGCAGCUUUAAUCCUGAAGCAAGCGAGGAAAUGCCGUUUCUGCGUGUUCAGUUUUACAAAGGUGGUCGGUGCAUUGCUUGUUAUUUUGUUAAUCAUGGCAGUGUGCGCAUUUCCUCCUUAUAAGAACUUAAAGUUCUGCAAGCGAGGAAAUGCGCGCAUUUGAUAACGCCUAGCCAUGCUCUGCGAGUGAAAUCUCCUUUCUUUUAUAUAACGGAAGGUUUUUAUCGUAAGCUUGCCUCUUAAAUCAAAUCUUCUGAAAUUUGACGAAAUUGUGCGCACUUGUCGUCUUAUAACGCGCAGAUAUGUUGGGGUGAGUUCGUGCAAACAUUUAAAUGCCAUUACAGCGUCUCUGACUUCAAGUUUCCGAACAACUGGCAACCAAUGGAGUUGCUUUAAUAUGGGGGUGAUAUAGUCAAAUUUUCUUGCCCCGGUGGCAACCCUAGCCUCUCAAAUAAAAUCUUCUGAAAUUUGACCAAACAGGAAGCGAAGAAAAAGACUUUGUGAGACGCAAAUGAGAACAAGAAAAGUGAAACAGCCAUUUUCACUGAGCUGUUUUGCGUCUUUGCUCACAAAUCUCUCGCUAAUUGGAAUUGGCUAUUUCCGAGUUACAAAACCUUUCUUGUGAAAAUGAGUACUUGAGAAUAAAAAAUAUUUUUCAUAUCAAUAGCUUCGCAAAACAGAGGCUUGGGGCGACUCUGGGAUGCAUCUUAUUCAGCAGUUAUGCCAUCCACUCUUUAAUGACACUGGUACAUGCGCUCAGUAGUCUUAUGUUUUGCUUUUUCCGCAGGAUGAAUCUGGUUAUUUAGACUUUCGUGAAUAUCUUAUUGGCUUAGCACUAGUGUCCCAACCCGCUAACACUGAAGAUGUGAUGAAAGUGGCCUUUCAGGUUGGUAUCUUUCAAUUAUUGCAAACUUAACUGUUUUCGCGUUCGUUGAAGUAACCACCGUGUUGCACUAAUUUUUUUCGCUGAUCGCCAAGUUCUUUUUGCAUUUUGCUGGAAGAUUUCUGUGAUUAUGGAAGACUUGUUUGUCUCGUGAUGACAAUUAAUUUUCGCGAUUAUCAGGAAGUCGUGUUCAAGUUGGAAUUACAACACUUUCGUUUCUUGAUUAAAUUACAUGCGCUCAAAAUAUAAGUGAAACAACAUGCAGCGAUUAUUAUAUCUUAUAUAGAUUAUUAUUAUUGUAUUGUGGGCGACAACAGGAGCCCGCAAUCGUAGUCUUCAGUUUGUUAUUACGCAUACGUCGCAUGCAUGUAGCCAGCAUCCGUUUGGACUUCCACUAAGAAUGAAUGGAAUGCACAGAACACAAUUUGAUCACGGGUGUUUGGACCUUCUUUCACACGUAAUCUGAUCACGUGUGUUUGACUGUCACAUGAAACUUACGCAAAGCACAGCGAUGGAGCAAAAGCGUAAAAAACCCGCCUGCACUCCGUAACCUUUGGUUACUGCUAGUUAGUAAGUAGAUAACAGAGAAUGUCACUGUAUACAGCGAUAGUAUACAGAUUAUUCACCUCUGUUCUCACUUCACUUUCACUUCAAGGCCUUUGACAUGAAUGGUGAUGGAGGAGUGGACGAGACAGAACUUCGCCACAUUCUUCAGAGUGCUUAUCCUUCCAUCACAGACUUGAACGUGAACUGUUUGUUUAAUCAAGUGGACGUAAACCACAGAGGAUCAGUCACAUUUGGUAGGUGCACGUCGACAUUUUGAUGUCAUUAGUGCGCUAAAUUAAUCAGUCGUUGUCACAUAAUUGAAUACUCUCCAAGCCGGAGACUUUGCGAAUAAUGAAACUUGUGGUUACCUUGUUCUGCGGCAACGCCCGGACGAUCAUACUCAACCUACUUAUGAAACGUUUCCUGGGUUCAGACCUUUCACAUUUUUAAUAUUACUAGGGUCUGAAAGGGUAUUCGCGGGAUCCAUGAUUUGACCAAAAUACAGUGCAGGAUUCGGGAAACGUUAACGGGUUACGGGAUUUGAUUGAUACCCGGGAUACGGGACCCGCCAAUAUAUGGGCAUCCGUUCAAGCGUCAUUAGGAAAAAAACUAUAUUCGGGAUAGCGAUAACAGAAGUUCGGGAUGCGGGUUUUUCGUGAAAAAGGAGCGGGAAUACAAGCGGGAUCAGGAUCUCUUUUUCCAGACCCUAUAUUACGGGCUGAUUGCAUAAGCCGGGCUGACCCGUUUUGCCAGGAUCGCGUCAACUCUGAGAUUACGUGAUAACCCAGCCAACCCGGUUACCUGGAAUCGAGAUGGCGUAAUACCGGGUAUUACGGUAGGCCAGUUCUGAGUUGCCUCAAGCCUCUGUUUCAAAGCGAGGCUAAGUGCGACCUCAUUUUUACAAGAAAGGAUUUGCACUUAGCCUUGUUAUGAAAGUGAGAGUUUUUGGAACUCGGAAGUGGCCUAUUCAAUAAAUCUGUCGAUCAGUCGACUUCAAUUGGUUAAUUGACAGAAGAUUGAUCGCUUCUUGUUUCUUUAGAGGAGUUUCGUGACUUCGCUCUGUCUCAUCCAGAAUAUGCUGUUCUGUUCACCGAUUUCAAGGAAAACCAAACGGAACGGGCAAGUGUGAAUCCGAGCGGCCAAAACCAGGAACACAUCCAGUUAGAAGCUGAGGCGUGA